AUGAGCACCUCCCUGAGCUACAAGUCGUUCUCCAAAGAGCAGCAAACUAUGGACAACCUGGAGAAACAGCUGAUCUGCCCCAUCUGUUUGGAGAUGUUCACCAAGCCAGUGGUCAUCCUGCCCUGCCAGCACAACCUCUGUCGGAAAUGUGCCAGUGACAUCUUCCAGGCCUCCAACCCCUACCUGCCGACCAGGGGAGGAACGACUGUGGCGUCGGGGGGCCGCUUCCGCUGCCCCUCCUGCAGGCACGAGGUGGUCCUGGACCGACACGGCGUCUACGGGCUGCAGAGGAACCUGCUGGUGGAGAACAUCAUCGACAUCUACAAGCAGGAGUCCACAAGACCUGAAAGGAAGUGUGACCAGCCAAUGUGUGAAGAGCACGAAGAUGAGAGGAUUAAUAUUUAUUGUUUGAACUGUGAAAUGCCCACCUGCUCCUUGUGCAAAAUCUUUGGUGCCCACAAAGACUGUCAGGUUGCUCCUCUCACAAGUGUUUACCAGCAACAGAAGUCUGAGCUGAGUGAUGGCAUUGCAGUCCUGGUGGGGAGCAAUGACAGAAUGCAAGGGAUUGUCACGCAGCUGGAGGAGACCUGCAAGUCAGUUGAGGUAGCCUGGGAUGAGCCUCCAAGCAUGGGAUUGGAGGAAGCUCCCGUGAGCAGUGAGAGGGGUGACGAGCCGGCUCGUCAUGUCUUCUCCUUCUCGUGGCUGAACUCCCUGAAUGAGUGA
Messenger RNA from Melospiza georgiana, 723 nucleotides. RefSeq names its product tripartite motif containing 55 (gene TRIM55). NCBI's taxonomy places the organism in Eukaryota, Metazoa, Chordata, Aves, Passeriformes, Passerellidae. The coding region runs from base 1 to 723 and encodes 240 amino acids. The record is from RefSeq and is a predicted model, not a curated record. Gene Ontology annotation, molecular function: zinc ion binding. The transcript is spliced from 6 exons.